AUGAUGCGACCAGCAUCAAUCCGACUUCGUCCAUCACAGUCCAAUUUCAGAAAAUGGUAUUCCACCAUUCCAAACACCUCAAGUCGUAAAGGCGUCAGACAAUUGGUUAUUGGCUCCCUCCUGAGCUUUGGGGCUUUGACAUCGUUCUAUCUUUUCUUUCCCGAUGCCUCCCGCGGCGCACCAACCAUCAAGCACGGAAAGCUAUCGCCAUCCCAUUUCACACCCUGCACAAUUUCUUCUAGUGAACCUUGUGGUCCUUACGCACGUCUUAUAACCCUGAGUGUUCCAACAAAACUCCUUCCGGGUCCAGAUGAACAACGCUUUCCUUCGAUAUGGUCCGUAUUCAUUAAGGAUGAUGACAUUCAGGUUGAGCGGCCCUAUACCCCUCUGGAAGGAGUGGACGCUGAAGGCCGCAUGAGCUUCUGGAUCAAGAAAUAUGAGCAUGGCGAAGUUGGUCGUUGGCUGCACUCCAAGAAAGUCGGUGAUGAGAUUGAAAUCAGAGCGCCACUGCAGACAUGGCUUUGGAAGGACGAUAAUGUAUGGGACGAGGUUGUAAUGAUCUCUGGGGGAUCCGGAAUAGCUCCAUUCUUUCAACUCUUUCAUGAAAUAAUAUCGCGUGGAGUCUCAUCAAGGACACGAUUCACCCUCCUUCACUCCUCACGCUCUCCGUCUGAGCUUCCGCCUUCCAAAAUACUACAACGCUUGUCUUCCUUUGCAUCUGAGAAUCCAGAAAGAUUCAAAUUCCGCGUUUUCGUGGAUACAUUGGACUCGGAGGAGAAACAAAAAAUGCAAUUGAACGUAGGACGUAUCAACGAAGCAGCUCUCUUAUCGAGUCUGAAGGAUCAAACCACAUCUUCAAAAUGGCUAAGAUGGCCCUAUUCAAGGCCUAUCGAGGCUAAAGUUGACGUGCGGAAAACGCUGUUUUUAGUGUGCGGACCGGAACCAAUGGUCGCUACAAUAUCGGGUCCUUAUGGUAGAAAUUUCUCUCAAGGACCCGUAGGUGGUGUUUUAGCAAAGCUGGGCGCAACAUCAAGUCAAGUAUACAAGCUUUAG
Molecule: messenger RNA, 1053 nt
Organism: Lentinula edodes (shiitake mushroom)
Lineage: Eukaryota; Fungi; Basidiomycota; Agaricomycetes; Agaricales; Omphalotaceae
Exons: 3
Coding region: 1-1053 (350 amino acids)
Molecular function (GO): oxidoreductase activity
Source: RefSeq, a predicted model, not a curated record